ACCAGAGUGGAAGCGUUCUUUCGUAAUAACUUUAAUAACUUUUUCAUUAUUACUUUCCUUCUGAAAUGGGGACCGAGUGGUCGAAAAAUCCAGAUAACCCCGACGUGGAAACGAUCGGUAGAAAUUGCCGGUAUCGUUACUCCGCCGGUAAGGACUUCAUUGGCAAGGGAACAUUUGGUGUGGUCUACAACGCAACAAUCACAGAACGCGGCGAUUACACCGGUGCCGAUGUUGUGGCGGUUAAAGCUGUUAAAGAUGUUCAAAGGGAAAUGGCAAUGGAUCAAGAGACCUGGGACAAAACACUUGAAAAAUUGAGAAAACUGCCUGAGUUAUCGCACCGGCAUCUCGUACCGUAUUACCAGAUCCGCAUUAGUAAAGGCCCUGACGGAGGGACCAUCGAGAUAAUGAUGGAGCGCUGCAGCGGUGAUCUGGCAUCGUUCUUGAAGGAAGCAAGGAGCAACACCAACCUCCUCAACCGAUACGCAGAUGUUGAACGUUACUGCCAUAAUAUAACAACAGGACUGGAUUUUCUGCAUCAGCAAGGAAUAAUUCACGGCGAUCUGAAGCCGGCCAACAUUUUAGUUAAAAAUCUGCCGGACAACACUAAGCAUUUGUUAAUCGGUGAUUUGGACGAUCUAGUGCUUAUGCACGACAAAGCCACAUGUUCGAAGGAUAUAUCCCAGCUGCGGGGAACGUACAGCUAUAUGUCACCGGAAAUGCUGAAAAAAUUCAAUCUGCAGAUAGCCCAAGCGGAAAUUGGACGGAAAACCGACAUCUGGAGUUUGGGUUGCAUAAUGCUGGAGAUUGCUGAAUGCCAUAUAAACCGGGAUGACACAGAAAAAAAAUUGGAAAAAAAUGGUAAAAUAGUCAGCCUGGGCAAGUCCAACAUCGACUUUGCCUCACGCAUAUUAAAAGGUUAUGUGCCGUUUAUCGGUGAUGACAUACCGGCGCAUUUGGCAGCCUGUGUGGAACUCUGCUUGAAGCCAAUUCCCAAAGACCGCAUUUCCGCCAGGGAAUUACUGCAAAAGUUGCCGGCCAUAACCAUAACGGUAAUUUCGAGUAUUGCCCAUUUCGGUGAAUUGGAAGUACUACAUUUCGAUCCCUUAAACAUGCAACUGCGAGAACAGAAAGUGUCGGUGCCAUACGAUUUGCCGGCUGAAUUGUACCGCCUCCAGCUUAGUAUUCCUAACAACGAGCUGACCUUUUACGCUGUGAGGGACAAAAUGAAACUAGAAAUGUACAUGUGGAAUAUCGAUCGGAACACGUGGCGCAUGUUUUCCCCAACCAGCAACAAGUCGAAGCUCGUCGGUUGCUCCAAUCCCGUUAUCAUCAAGGACCUGAUUUAUUAUCUUCGGGAGCCAGGUGAUGGUUGUGAGUACGUGGCCGUGGACAUGCGUAACGGCCAGGAAAUUUUUGCGAGACCAGCACCUAUUAAAGCCAGGCAGGACAUGAUCGCAUUAGCUGAAUGUGAUCAAAAGAUUCUGUACGCCCACAAUCGAGACGGACGUGUUACGGCGCUGGAACUUUACGAUCCGGUUGCCGACCAGCGGAAACCCUUACCGGACCUUCCACAAGCACGCAAUCAAUUUGCCAUGACCUUCUCCAACGGGUACGUGUAUAUCAUUGGCGGAAAGAUCAUUAAAAAAAAGCAGCCAUGGGAUGCAACAGCAGGCUGCAUCCGUUUGAACAUCGAAACUGACGCCUGCUGGGAAGAUGUUCCGUCUCUUCGGGAACCACGAUACCGACAUUCAGCGUGCGUGGUCAACGACACGAUAUACGUCUUUGGCGGCCGCAAUGCGGCGGACGGGCAUCUGUUGGCCUUUGAAAUGUACGAUACUUGGCGCGGUGGGUCCUGGUCUACCGUCGUUUUCUCGCCACACGAGCAGCAGCUACUACAAAACAUGCGCGGAAAUCUCACUGAACGUUGGGAUAGGAUAAGAGCCUUUGCAACUGCUCGAUGCUGAAUAUGCCUGGUUUUUCUCCACUGACAAACUGACAUGGACAUCAACAACUGGUUGAUUUAUUCGGCUAUGAUUUCCAGAGUGGAGCUGCACGUCGCAAGUUGCUGUUCACAUCCCACCCGUCCAGUCUCCGCAUCAUGUGGUCUUAUUGGUUUUUAUUUCUCUACGUCAGGUUUUCUCUCUUAAUUUAAUUAACAAUGCCGUCUGUUAUUAAUUCAUGUUCAGUGUCAUACUCAUUCAAAAAACUUUCUGUCGCGUUUCUAUCAAGUUUCACUCCAUCUUGAAUUCGACGCUAUAGAGCUUUCGCAAGUUGUUCGAUUUUCGCAAGGGAGGAAGGCCGAGAUAAUAUGUUCAACACAUUACCGUUACUACGAUCACAAGGUUGUUUCAGAACUGCUUUGUACUCUGUAUGUCUUGCAAAUUUCUUAUUUGGUGAGGGUCACUACCCUCACCGAAUAAAGUUUCUUACUAGCAAUAUUUUAU
Molecule: messenger RNA, 2444 nt
Organism: Paramacrobiotus metropolitanus
Lineage: Eukaryota; Metazoa; Tardigrada; Eutardigrada; Parachela; Macrobiotidae
Exons: 3
Coding region: 66-1964 (632 amino acids)
Biological process (GO): protein phosphorylation
Cellular component (GO): cytoplasm
Molecular function (GO): protein binding; ATP binding; protein serine/threonine kinase activity
Source: RefSeq, a predicted model, not a curated record